AGCACAAACAAAUGUGUGACUCAGAUCCAAAGGAAAUGCAACCGCUCAGGCAGAGAUGCUUAAUUACCACAAAGAUGAAUCAAUCAACGAAAUAGAGAAUCGCAUCCAGUGGAGUUAAAAAUAAUAAAAAGAGGGUAUACAUCACCUUCCGAGAUCACGCGCGAAUCCCGAGGACUGCAUCGCCGAUCACACAGCUGCACAUGCCGACACCUCGGUCCUGAAGAUAACUAAUCCCACGCUUCCUCCUUCACUUCACUUCACUUGGCCCGAGUUCAGUCAAGUCCAGCCACCAGAACCAGAGCAGAGCACGAACUUUUUUUCUUUGAACGCAAGAGCAGAGCACGAGCUCACCUUCUCCAUCUCCGGAUGAAACUACAGCGCUAGCUCCUGGCCGCCGGACGUGUAGAAGAAGAAGAAAAAGCUGCAGGGUUUGGCGCGCCUGAUCGAUGGGGCUGCUGUCUCACCGGGUGGAGCGGUCGGAGAUCAAGCCCGGCGACCACAUCUACACCUGGCGCGCCAGCUACGCCUACUCCCACCACGGAAUUUACGUUGGCGGGAGCAAGGUGGUGCAUUUCACGCGGAAGAAAGAGGCAGGAACCGCCGGUCUGGACUCGGCCAUCGCCGCGUCCAGUCUCCUCUCGCGGGGCUCAGAUGAGUGCCCGACCUUCCCGGACUGUGGCUUCCAGCUCCCCGACAGCGGCGUCAUCCUCACCUGCCUCGACUGCUUCCUCCGCGGCGGCGCCCUCCACCGCUUCGAGUACGGCGCCCCCGCGGCGGUGUUCCUCGCCAAGCUCCGCGGGGGCACCUGCACCACCGCGCGCCCCGACCCGCCGGGCGACGCGGUGCACCGCGCGAUGCACCUGCUCCAGAACGGGUUCGGGGACUACGACGUGUUCGAGAACAACUGCGAGGACUUCGCGCUCUACUGCAAGACCGGCCUCCUCCCCGCCGGCGACGACGAGCCGGGCCCGGGAGGCAUCGGGAGGAGCGGGCAGGCGGCCUCCGCCGUCGGGGUGCCGCUGGCGGCGCUCUUCUCCACGCCGUUCAAGCUGCUGGCCGCUGGCCCGCUCGGCAUGGCCGCUGUCACGGCCGGGAUGUACUGCGCCGGCAGGUACAUCACCGACAUUGGAGUGCGGAAGGACGUGGUGAAGGUGGAAGUGGAGAACCUGUCGGAGCAUCUCGGUUUUCGCCGCGCCACGGCUGAAGAAUCGGCGAAGAAACUGCCUGAGAAGGCGAAGCGUCUGCUUCCUCUCAAGAGAAAACGUGAGAGGUGACGAUUGCCUGAGCCCUGAUGAAGUAGGAGGGUCUCUGCAGCUACUUGCGUUUGGUUUCUGUGGAUAGCUUCAUAGCAACAAAUCCUGCAACA
Molecule: messenger RNA, 1366 nt
Organism: Phragmites australis (common reed)
Lineage: Eukaryota; Viridiplantae; Streptophyta; Magnoliopsida; Poales; Poaceae
Product: protein LEAD-SENSITIVE 1-like
Exons: 2
Coding region: 447-1274 (275 amino acids)
Source: RefSeq, a predicted model, not a curated record